AUGCUUUUACCUCGUGAGCAUGAGACACCGUUUAACAAGGCGCCUGUUAUUCGGGCGCUGUCGAUGAUUCUCAUGAUUGUUACCAUGUUCUCGGUGUUUAUUCGUGUUCUUACGCGGAUUGCUACGAUGAGAAGAUUACGAUGGUCGAGCCUGUUCAAGUCGGAUGAUAUUCUCAUCUUUGUGUCGAUGAUCUUUGUGAUUGCACAAUCAGCGGUUGUUUAUUCACAGGGCGCAAAUGGGAUGGGAAAGCUGGAUGUGUCGUCUGGUCAAAUAUCGUUGAUUCUCAAGGAUCAACUCGUAUCCGAUAUUCUAUUUUAUCUCGCACUGGCAUUUUCGAAGAUUUCAGCUACGACGACCGUUGGAAAUAUGUCACCACUGUCUCACAAACGAAUAUUGCCGAUUCAGAUUAUCAUUGCAGGCUGGGCAUUAUCUGCGAUACUUGUGCGAGCAUUCGCAUGCUCCUUACCGUCAUCUUGGGACUACAUCAACGGCUCCUGCGUCGAUCUGGUGGCAUUCUGGGCAUACGUCGACGUUGUCAACCUUGUCACCGAUCUUCUCAUCACUGGUGUCACCAUCGAAAUUCUCGUGCACCUGCAGAUGCCACUUGGCACAAAAGCGAUGGUGGUUGGUGUUUUCGGCUCACGCAUUCUGAUGAUCCCUCCCGCCGUGUCUCACAUCUACUUCUUCAAACAAGCCCUCGAUUCGUCCACACCAAUCUUCACAAUGUGGAAGCCCACCAUCAUCGUGCAAGUAAUCCAGUGCGUCGGUAUCACCACCACCUGCAUACCCUUCUGGUGGCGCUUCCUCAAGAGCCUUGAAUCAGGCCAGAUGGGCGCAGGCGACAUCUUUGGCGCACUCAGCAAAAGCAACAAUAGCAAAAGUGGCGGGACGACAAGAGGAACGGGGAACAAGUCUAGGUCUAACAACACGUUGACGUCCGGGUCGCAGGCUUUCGAGCUGACGAGCAGGCAGGGGGAUGUGAAAAAGUUUGCGCAUGUUGUGACGGAUCAUGGGAAGGGAGGUUCGUGGGAUGCGGCGCGGCAGAAUAGCCAGGAGGCCCUUGUUGAUCCUUCUGCUGGGGUUCAGUGA
Fusarium redolens is the source of this 1089-nucleotide messenger RNA. RefSeq lists its product as uncharacterized. NCBI's taxonomy places the organism in Eukaryota, Fungi, Ascomycota, Sordariomycetes, Hypocreales, Nectriaceae. Bases 1 to 1089 code for a protein of 362 amino acids. The record is from RefSeq and is a predicted model, not a curated record. The transcript is spliced from 4 exons.